Nematocida ausubeli is the source of this 606-nucleotide messenger RNA. RefSeq lists its product as uncharacterized. The record is from RefSeq and is a predicted model, not a curated record. NCBI's taxonomy places the organism in Eukaryota, Fungi, Microsporidia. Gene Ontology annotation, biological process: tRNA modification. The transcript has a single exon. Bases 1 to 606 code for a protein of 201 amino acids. Gene Ontology annotation, molecular function: RNA binding.
AUGGGCGGGUUUGUUGUAACGUGCGUGGAUGGCGGCAGACAGAACGGGAUGAGAGAGGUCUUGAUGAUGCUGAAAAUGGCAGCAUUCCAUUUGGAGGGUCCUGCUGAGAUUGCUAGUUCUGCGGGAGGAAUCCGGGAGGACCUGCAAAGAGAAAGAGCAGAAGCAAAAAAGUCUGAGUUUACAGUUCUUGGGGGACGAAGAGACUCCGAUAUACUUUUCAUACGAAAUGACACAAAUUACACAGAAAUAAGCAUAUACAACGCACUGAUAACACACACACAGCGUGCAGAGUAUGUCCGAAGGAUUAUUCCAGUGCACUCCAUCUUCACACUCUCUGUGGAGAAUCUAGUAAAAGCAGCAAAGGAGUCAUGCGAGCUAAUUGGAACACAGGAGUCUUUUAGAAUCAGUCUGUCAAAAAGACUGUGCGCACACAUAAGCAGCGAGUUUAUUAUAGCAAAAGUAGCAGAAAGCAUCCCCAGGAAGGUAGAUUUGAAAACACCGGACAAAGUGGUUAUGGUGGAGAUAGCAAAGGAUUUGUGUGCAAUUGGAGUACUUCAUCCAUGCCCAGGAAAUUAUAAUAUAAUCCGGGGGCCAAGAGAGCAAUAA